Messenger RNA from Oncorhynchus masou masou (cherry salmon), 1428 nucleotides. RefSeq names its product interleukin-1 receptor accessory protein-like 1-A. The transcript is spliced from 6 exons. The record is from RefSeq and is a predicted model, not a curated record. Bases 645 to 1361 code for a protein of 238 amino acids. Gene Ontology annotation, biological process: negative regulation of exocytosis. NCBI's taxonomy places the organism in Eukaryota, Metazoa, Chordata, Actinopteri, Salmoniformes, Salmonidae.
ACUGUGAGCAUCGCAUCCACAUAGCCGGGCUGUGGAGGAAACCCCCAUCGGAUCUGUCAAUAUAGGAUACUUGCGAUUAUAUCUAUACAUGCAGCCUCGUGGCGCAGCAUAGUGGAGUGCGCGCCAGUGCGUUUGGGAUGGUCGGGCACCCUUGGGAGAAUUCCUGACCAAACCUCUUUUGGCGCAAAGCAAGUAGUCGAGUUUAGGUGGGAGUUCAAUGGGCUACACGCUUCCAUUUCCCGCCCCCCACCCCUUCUUCGUUUUAUAUGUCAUUUUUUGCCUUUUAUUUUGUAUCUGGCCAUAAUCAUUUUAGCUUUUUUUCACACUUCCCUAUUUUCUACAUCUUAGUCUCGCGCGAGACAAUUGACGUAUGUUUUUGUGGGAAAGCAUGGCACUUCAUUAAUUUGAGAAGAGAACAAGAUUCACAUCUUUCUCUUUGGAUUAAACCGCUGUUUAGACCGCGGCUAUCGCCUGAAAGGGUGAGCUGCUUGAAAUACUUUUCUUCAGUGCACCCUGAUACUCCAUGGAAACGUUUUCUCUCUGGUUGGUCCGUCGCUGUGAUGUCCAAAGCUUUCCCCACUGACUGACAAACGCGAUCGGACCAUUUUGGAAAGCCAUUUGAAGGCUGCUAGGUCUGGUGGAAGAUGAGGACUCCUAUCCCUCUCCUGAUUCUGCUGUAUAUCACCCUGUCCCGCAGCAUGAAGACGGUCUCCAAGAGAGGCUCAGUUGACGGCUGUACGGACUGGUCGGUGGACUACCUGAAGUACCGUGUGUUGAAGGGGGAGCCGGUGAGGCUGAAGUGUGCCCUGUUCUACGGCUACAUCCGGGCCAACUACAGCCAGGCUCAGAGCGUGGGCCUCAGCCUCAUGUGGUACCGCAGCUCUGGCCUGGGCCACGGAGACUUCGAGGAGCCCAUCUCCUUCAACGGUGUGCGCAUGAGCAAGGAGGAGGACGCCAUCUGGUUCAGACCGGCCGACCUGCAGGACGUGGGCCUCUACUCCUGUGUCCUACGGAAUUCAAGCUACUGUAUGAAAGUAUCCAUGUCUCUUUAUGUGGCUGAGAACGACACAGACCUGUGCUACAACUCUGUGAUGAGACACAUGGAGAAGGCAGAACUCAGCAAGAGCAAAGACAUCACCUGUCCUGACAUAGAGGACUACACAGAACCUGGGAAAGACCCCAUAUCACCUGGUUCAAGGAGUGUCGUCCAAAGCAGUGGCGGGCCUCCAUCCUCCAGAGGAGAGAUACAUUGUCCAUCAGGGAGGUCAAGGAAGACGACAUCGGCAACUACACCUGUGAGGUCACCUUCGGUGGCUUUAUGGUGCGCAGGACCACCGAGCUCACUGUCACAGCCCCUCUGACUGACAAGCCACCGAAGAUCCUUUAUCCUUCUGAGAACAAGAUCAGCAACAUGGAGCUACAGCUAGG